UCCAGCCGGGCAGAGGCGUGAUAGUGUGAAGGUGUCUGUGUUCAAAAAAUCAAUUCCAAAGACCAAAAGCCCAAUAAUCAACUGAUGGAUUCUGAGGAAUGGCAGGUGGAGAAGAGGCCGCUCAGCAAGAAAGAGCAGGAGGAGGAAGAGGAAGCAUGCAUGUACGCCAUGCAAUUGGCCACCUUACAAGCGCUGCCCAUGGUGCUGAGAUCGGCCAUUGAGCUCGACCUUUUCGAGAUAAUCGGCAAGGCCGGCGCAGGGGCACAUUUGUCACCUUCGGAGAUCGCCGCUCACUUGCCCACUAAUAACGCUGAUGCUCCUGUGAUGCUGGACCGCAUCCUGCGCCUUCUGGCCAGCCAUUCCAUCCUCACCUGCUCUCAGCACACCCUCGACGACGGCAGCAGCAGCCCCAGCCCCCAGAGGUUAUACGGUCUUGCUCCAGUCUCCAAGUUCUUGAUAAACAACAAAGAUGGAGUCUCUUUCACUCCCUUGGUUCUGCUGGAUCAAGACAAGGUCUUCGUAGAGAGCAGAUACCACCUGAAAGAUGCAGUGUUGGAGGGUGGAAUCCCCUUCGAGAAGGCCCAUGGGAUGACAUCUUACGACUACCUUGGCACAGAUCCCAGGUUCAACAAUGUUUUCAACAAUGCAAUGUCCAACCUUUCCACCAGCAUCAUGAAGAAGAUUCUCAACACCUACAAGGGCUUCGAGGGCCUCACCUCCUUGGUGGACGUGGGUGGGGGAGUGGGUACCACCCUCAACAUGAUUGUCUCCAUGUACCCAUCCCUCAAGGGUAUCAAUUUCGACUUGCCUCACGUCAUCGCGAAUGCCCCUUCCUACACCGGCAUCGAACACGUCAGCGGCGACAUGUUCGUCAGUGUUCCCAAAGCCGAUGCUGUCUUCAUGAAAUGGAUCUGCCAUAACUGGAGCGACCAACACUGCCUUAAAUUCCUCAAGAACUGCUACGACUCUAUGCCCGACAACGGCAAGGUCAUCGUCGUCGAUGGUCUCCUCCCGGCAAUCCCGGAGGCCACACGUGCUGCCCAGAGCCAAAUCCAGAUGGAUUGCAUCAUGCUGGCUCACUGUUCAGGUGGAAAAGAGAGGACCCAGAAGGAGUUCGAAGCCCUGGCCAUGGGUGCCGGCUUCUCUGGCUUCCGAGUUGCCUGCAGCAAUACUUUUAACAGUUAUGUCAUGGAAUUCUUAAAGAAGGUCUGAGCCUCUCUCUCUCUCUCUCUCUCUCUCUCUUCUUUGGGUUUGCCUUACAGAUGGACCAUGUUUGGAUGGCUGUAUCUUCAACUGCUUGCUCUGCUCUUAUGGUCUUGCCGCCUUAUGAAAAAUUAGGAUAACAAAUUCUUUGAGCUCUGUUUGUUGUGGUAAAUAAGA
Macadamia integrifolia is the source of this 1380-nucleotide messenger RNA. RefSeq names its product caffeic acid 3-O-methyltransferase-like. Gene Ontology annotation, biological process: methylation. The transcript is spliced from 2 exons. The record is from RefSeq and is a predicted model, not a curated record. Lineage: Eukaryota; Viridiplantae; Streptophyta; Magnoliopsida; Proteales; Proteaceae. Gene Ontology annotation, molecular function: protein dimerization activity; O-methyltransferase activity; S-adenosylmethionine-dependent methyltransferase activity. Bases 85 to 1212 code for a protein of 375 amino acids.